CACCGCCACACCGCUUUUCCCGUCUCCUUGCAUCAUCACCACACUCGCAAGAAACUGCAAACAAAUAUACUCCCACCUACCCAGUCAAGUUGGCAGAACAUGUCGAAUUCAAUUAUGUCGAAUCUUAUAAAACAACAAUCUAGUCCUUGCCCCACCAACGGUCACCGUCAAGCCGUUGGAGAUGGGGCUUUCUCUACCGACAUUGCUCCGAGUGUUCUUGCCGUGUGCCACGUCCAGGGCACCGACGACGACUUGUAUUAUUACUCUACUACGUUCUCUGGCGGACCUGGAGUAAGUUUUUUUUACGUCUCAUCUCAGGUGUAUGUUCUCAUUGUGUCACACAGUGGCGGUUUUGACAUCACGAAAGAAAAAUGCCCUCCUGAUCGAGGGUCGUCAGACUGGGUGACAGACAGUCUGGUGCCUAUGAUUCCAUCUUUUUCUCAGUCUCUGCCUUCUACUCAAACAAAUAUAACCAACCACACAACUGCUGCAGUCUUUCCCUCUGCUGCUACGCCGAGAAAGAUUCCUGGAAAACCGCAAUCGUAUGAUCUUCCAACCCCGCCUUUGACCCCCGAUGACGGUGACGACGACGAUGAUGCACUGGACCUUCUCUUGAACAUAUUCCCUCAUAACGGUGUGAGCUUGUUACCCUUUGCUAAGAGUAUCGUCGUGUCUGCGCCGAAUAUGGGGGCCUUUUUCGACGGCGUCGUUCUCGAGUUUCCCGGAAAAUCGAAGACGUUGUACGUCGAUGGUAAGAAUGCUCCUGCUGUCAGUCUCCGCGAAAGCGUCGUUGCCCUGCUCGACCUCGCUGACGAACAACUACAAUGCUCUGCACUUGUAAUCGUUCUCGACAAGUCGUCUAGUGGAAUCAGCGAACUUUUACACUCACUCAUGUACGUCGGAGGAAGCGUUGUUACUAAACCACCCUUCCAGGUUAAUCCGGCGUACGUCCUCAUGGGUUUGGAGAUCCAGUAGAGGGAGGUUGUGUGGAUAUGAGACAUUCAAUUUCUUCCGUUGUGUAUUUCCGUUUACAUUUAUGCAUGAAAGUUAACCCUCCAAUCGGAUAUUUGAAAAGAGGGCUUGAAUUUU
Messenger RNA from Pisolithus orientalis, 1089 nucleotides. Its product is annotated as ornithine decarboxylase antizyme-domain-containing protein. The coding region runs from base 100 to 975 and encodes 291 amino acids. The record is from RefSeq and is a predicted model, not a curated record. Gene Ontology annotation, cellular component: cytoplasm; nucleus. Gene Ontology annotation, molecular function: ornithine decarboxylase inhibitor activity. The transcript has 5 exons. NCBI's taxonomy places the organism in Eukaryota, Fungi, Basidiomycota, Agaricomycetes, Boletales, Pisolithaceae. Gene Ontology annotation, biological process: positive regulation of protein catabolic process.